ACCAUCACCGCAACCAUGAGAAGCGAGGCCGAGACCCAGCAGCCGCCCGCCGCCCCCGCCCUCAGCGCUGCCGACACCAAGCCCGGCACGACGGGCAGUGGCGCAGGGAGCGGCGGCCCGGGUGGCCUCACAUCGGAGGCGCCUGCCGGCGGGGACAAGAAGGUCAUCUCAACGAAGGUUUUGGGAACAGUAAAAUGGUUCAAUGUAAGAAACGGAUAUGGUUUCAUCAACAGGAAUGACACCAAGGAAGAUGUAUUUGUACACCAGACUGCCAUAAAGAAUAACCCCAGGAAGUACCCUCGCAGUGUAGGAGAUGGAGAGACUGUGGAGUUUGAUGUUGUUGAAGGAGAAAAGGGUGCGGAGGCAGCAAAUGUUACAGGCCCUGGUGGAGUUCCAGUACAAGGCAGUAAAUACGCAGCAGACUGUAACCAUUAUAGACGCUAUCCACGUCGCAGGGGUCCUCCACGCAAUUACCAGCAGAAUUACCAGAAUAGUGAGAGUGGGGAAAAGAAUGAGGGAUCGGAGAGUGCUCCUGAAGGCCAGGCCCAACAGCGCCGGCCCUACCGCAGGCGAAGGUUCCCACCUUACUACAUGCGGAGACCCUAUGGGCGUCGACCACAGUAUUCCAACCCUCCUGUGCAGGGAAAAGUGAUGGAGGGUGUUGACAACCAGGGUGCAGGAGAACAAGGUAGACCAGUGAGACAAUUCCGCAGGGGCCCUCCUCGCCAAAGACAGCCCAGAGAGGACGGCAAUGAAGAAGAUAAGGAAAAUCAAGGAGAUGAGACCCAAGGUCAGCAGCCACCUCAACGUCGGUACCGCCGCAACUUCAAUUACCGACGCAGACGCCCAGAAAACCCUAAACCACAAGAUGGCAAAGAGACAAAAGCAGCCGAUCCACCAGCUGAGAAUUCGUCUGCUCCCGAGGCUGAGCAGGGCGGGGCUGAGAAAAUGCCGGCUUACCAUCUCUACCAUCAUCCGGUUUAGUCAUCCAACAAGAAGAAAUGAAUACGAAAUUCCAGCAAUAAGAAAUGAACAAAAGAUUGGAGCUGAAGACCUUAAGUGUUUGCUUUUUGCCUGUUGACCAGAUAACUAGAACGAUCUGCAUUUUCUAUGCAGCAUAUGGGGU
Molecule: messenger RNA, 1126 nt
Organism: Balaenoptera acutorostrata (minke whale)
Lineage: Eukaryota; Metazoa; Chordata; Mammalia; Artiodactyla; Balaenopteridae
Product: Y-box-binding protein 1
Biological process (GO): regulation of gene expression
Cellular component (GO): nucleus
Molecular function (GO): nucleic acid binding
Source: RefSeq, a predicted model, not a curated record